UUAAUUCCUUUUUUAUACCAAAUUAUGAUGUUCAUAAGAAAACAUGUUUACUGAUUUUCGUUACAGUAUCUCAUGAACAAAGAUAUCUGUUGUUAGUUGAAUUGUGAUAGAAGUUGAGCGUUAAUUAUCAAGCGUACACUGUGGUUUUUAGUUUCUCUAUGCGUAAAUAUAUAUAAUAUAUAUCAAAAUAGUUUGUUUUUCUAAGAAGGCGAUGAAAGUGUUAGAAUUAAUAGGCGACAUACAAAUAUUAUAUACCUAAAAAUGCUGGUGUAUAUGUAGCAGGAACUUUUUUAGAUUAUAAAGUUGUGUACCGUGAAAGCUACUUUCUCACGCAUUCUUCUGAUUCCAAACAAUUUAUAUUAAAUUUUUUUGUUUUUGCAAUUUUUAUUUUCCAAAUGAGUGGUUUUGUGCAUACUGUUCGAAGAAAUCGAAAUUUUUUUAGUAAAUCUCGCGCGCAUGUACUUUUUGCUUUCGCUGAUUUAUGGGCCUUGUGACGACAUAUGAGGGUGGUCCGUACGCUCACUGCUCCUUAGCGUCACUCUUUUCAUAGUGAAACUAUGAAGAAGUGUCUUCUCGUAGGCGACUACUGUCAAAAUUUUAACCCAAUCGGGUACAUAUGUAGUUACAUUUUGACAACGUGUAGGGCGGAUUUGUAAGAAAACGUAGUGAAUGAAAAAGGUUUUAAUCUUUGAUGGUGACCAUCAAAAAUUGGUUAAAGAGCUUCACUGUAAUCACGCGUCGGUUUUUAUUAAGCCACGCCCAGUUGCAAGAUAGCUCAAACAGCAUGACCUAGUGGACCAUAUCGUCUUGGACUUUGUACUUCUUGACUUAAGUAGAUUAAGACUUGUGUGCUUAUAUGAAGGCCAUAGUAGUCCUAAUCACUGAUAACGUCGGACGGCGUGGUUUUCUAUGGAAAUUGUUAAAUUCAAAUUAAAGUUUGGUUCUUAGAAAUAUAAGUUCGAAACUGAUAAGAAAAACAUUUUUAUAAGAAAGCUACAGUGAUCUUAAAUUUGCUCCUCAGUUUAACGCAAACAGUCGACGGAUCGUUAGCUCUUAAUUUUUGGUGCUAAUUGCUCAGCAUUGGUGGUUUGUUGCAAAAUGAAUCGCAAUUUAACGGUAAUCGCCAUUUAUAUACUUUCACUCUCGAUUUUCAUUAAGCAAGCACAACCAGCGAAAAGCAUUGAUAAUGUUGGCGGUGGAAAAUUUUGUGGUGUAAAUAAGGAGUGUGUUGAACGUUUUCUUUGCGAUGCAAAAGGGGCGGUGGUAAGAAGUGGUGAAAACAUCAUCGAUAUACGAAUAAGUAGAGAAGGUCCAUGUGGCUAUUUGGAAGUAUGCUGUAGCACAGAAUAUAAGUUAACGGAACCGAACAUACUCAUCCAACCAGCCGAGAGACACGAAGGUUGUGGUUAUCGCAAUCCAACUGGUGUAGGUUUCAGAAUUACUGGCGGCAAUGAAGGCGAGUCAGAGUUUGGUGAAUUCCCUUGGAUGGUCGCCAUUCUGCAUGAUGGAGUAAUUGGUGGCAAGACCUUAAACGGUUACGUAUGUGGUGGUUCUGUAAUUGCACCAAAUGUUGUCCUGACUGCUGCACAUUGUGUACUAAACCUUGACCCACACGUAUUGGUUGCACGCGCCGGUGAGUGGGACUCACAAACCAAACAGGAGGUGUUGCCACAUCAAGAUGCACGUGUCAAGGAGAUCAUUCGUCAUGAGUACUACAACAGAGGCACACUCUCCAACGAUGUAGCGCUGCUCAUUUUGGAAACACCUUUCACGUGGGAGGAAAAUGUACGUCCCAUCUGUUUGCCCAGAUCGAACAUCAAUUUCGACUAUUCACGUUGCUAUGCCUCCGGCUGGGGCAAAGAUAAGUUUGGCAAAGGUGGAGUUAAUUCGGUGAUUUUGAAAAAGAUUGAUCUACCCAUGGUGCCACAUGAUACUUGCAAAGCAAAUCUACGAAAAACACGUUUGGGACGAUUUUUCCAUUUGGAUCAGAGUUUAAUUUGUGCCGGUGGCGAGGAAGGCAAGAGCACGUGUAAAGGUGAUGGCGGCUCACCAUUAGUAUGUCCCAACCCAAAUAAUCCGAAACGUUACUAUCAAGCUGGAAUUGUAGCGGGUGGCGUGAGUUGUGGUGAAGAAAACGUUCCGGGAGUCUAUGCCAAUGUGCCAUACCUGCGCAAUUGGAUCAACGAAAAGCUUUAUGCACGAGGCAUUGAUUUUACGCACUUUACGUAACAUGUUCAAUAUUAUCCAUUACGUUUGAAUAAGUUCAAGAAGACUAUACGCUCACUUAAUUUAGAUAAGAUAUUUCAUAUAUUUCAACAAUUUUUGGUUCAGAGACACACCAACAGAAGAAACUCCCUCUGAAUUAAAUUAAAAUAUCUGAGAGAUUUACCGAUAUUUUCGUCACUGAAUUCUCCAUAUUUUAUAUCCAGGGUCUUGGAAAGUUAUCGACAAUUUUUUUCAUAAUAUCCAUUAGAGUGUGUCACCAUUUUGCGGUUGGAUUUUGCUCUGCAACCGUGUAAGAUUGUGUUGGCAAAGAACUGAAGCCGACAAAUCAUUUGAAGCGCCAUAGCUUUUCCGAUUGGACGCAGCUGGCGUACGCGGAUAUGGCCUUAAUAACAGCGCAGUUAGUUCUGCUUUCUCCAGGCUUAACAAAGAUGUGAACCCCAUUUGCGGUUGUUGUUGAAUCUGGACAAUACGAAUCCUCUUCUGUCGUCAGAAAAGCAGUCAAUGAUUUGGUGGUAAAUUUCAUAUUUAUAUACAGAAUUCGGCGAUUAACAAUGAGUCUUCAUUAUACAUCUCAGCCGAGUAAUCUAUGUUUAGACAUUGGUCUGUUUGCCUAAUUCGAUGCAAUAUGUCAUUUUCCAUCAAACAGUUUUUGUAUUUUUCCCACAAAGUCGAUGAUUGCGAUGGAUCGUCACAUCGUCAAAAUACUUACAAACAGUUGACUAAAGUUAUUCGACAUUGAUGUCAACGCAGCUUCAACAAGAGUUAAGUCCCAAUGGUUAUAUUCUUUGAACAAUUGCAAUUCCCGACAUGCAUCUUGGUAUAUAUUGAAUAAUCGGUUAUUAACUGUUUGAAAAAAUUCAAAAGAUGUUGGUCCAGGAAUAUUCAUUAAUAACAAACGUAAUAUAAAAGCUUUCUCAUUGUUUUGGAUGUGCCAGCUUUGAAUAUGCCUGUUAAAGGAAGUGGUUUUCUUUAUUUCCGUGGCUCCCAUUUUUUAUUCGAUUUAUGCCAUGCAAAAUAUGGCUUUACAUUCGUUAGUGUUGUAUUUGGAGCAUCAAGCACUCUUUGCAGAACAUUUUCAUCUGUAAUGGAGUUUUUUCAUAUAUACUUAUAUAUGUAUAUGAGUUUUCAUAUGGGUAUGGAGUAGAGCUCUUGAUAUUCGACUAAUCGACUAACCGAUUUAGCCGGAUAGGGUAUUAUUCGAAUAAUAAUAUUCGGUUUGCAGUAUCCGGUCGUAAGUUAUCGACUAUUCGAUUAACCGCUCAUUUCCGAAUAUCCGGUUAAUCGUUCGUUGUCCACUAUUCGAGCAAGGGCAAGUUCAUUAGAUUUAAAUUUUUAUUGUAAAAAGUGAAACUCACGAAAAAUGCGCACAAUUGACAUUUUCAGAAAUAAAAACAAGCAAAAAUCAAAGGCCGCUUAGAUUUCAAUAGUCGCAAAUGUUACGAAUAUUCGAAUUGUAUUAAUCGAUUGAUAUUCAUAUGAACGGUUACAAACCGGAUAUUCGAAUAAUUUUAAGAGCCCUAGUAUGGAGUUAUAUAUGCCAAAGUGAUCAGGGUGGCAAAAAUAGUUGAAAUCGCUCAAGGAAUUACCCCAGCCCCUAUAUAAUAUAUAUAUUGAUUUUCGAUAUUUUAAUGAACUUUAAGCUGAAUAUGCGGGCCAAAUUGUGUGUUAUCUCAAUAAAAUUAAAAAAAUAAAUUGCGGGAGUACUAGAAAAGUUAUUUCGUUUUAUUUUUUACCUUUAGGUUUAUAGAUUUGUACAAAACGUCAUUCGCUAAAAUCGAAUUAUUUUUUAUUUGAACCAACCAGUAUUAAAAUAAUUCGCGUAUCAUGCAAGAAACCAUGGUACUUCAUAAGCCGAUGUAUGUAUGUAUGUAUACGAAUGACAUCGUUCUCUUACUCUUGAUAACGUCGAGUUCUUUUCUCUGGAAAUUGUUAAAUUCAAACUAAAGAUUGGUUCUUAGAAAUAUAACUUCGUAACUGAUAAGAAAAAAAUGUUUAUAAUAAAGCCACAGGGAUCUUAAAUUUGCUCCUCAGUUUAACGCAAACAGUCGUCGGAUCGUUAGCUCUUAAUUUUUGGUGCUAAUUGCUCAGCAUUGGUAGUUUGCUGCAAAAUGAAUCGCAAUUUAACGGUUUUCGCUAUUUAUCUACUUUCACUCUCGAUUUUCAUUAAGAAAACGCAAUCGGAACAGAACAUAAUCAUCCAACCAGCCGAGAGACACGAAGGUUGUGGUUAU
This is a messenger RNA of Zeugodacus cucurbitae (melon fly), 4457 nucleotides long. RefSeq names its product phenoloxidase-activating factor 2-like. Bases 1099 to 2229 code for a protein of 376 amino acids. Lineage: Eukaryota; Metazoa; Arthropoda; Insecta; Diptera; Tephritidae. Gene Ontology annotation, biological process: proteolysis. The transcript is spliced from 4 exons. The record is from RefSeq and is a predicted model, not a curated record. Gene Ontology annotation, molecular function: serine-type endopeptidase activity.